AUGCGAGUAGAGCUUGACUGGGGCCAGCUAGAGCGAGACAAACCGGUUACCAAUAUGAACCAAGGGGGUGUCGCAGGGUUUCGCCCUGGGCUGAGGCUCAAGACCAUCUCGCACGACCAUGAUGAUAGACAUGAACAGCACGCCAACAACGAUGUAUAUAAAGAGCUUGCGCCGAAUGAGCCACAGCCGCAAAACCAGGAGUUAUCCAACGAUCCACCGCAGGAGCCAGAAAGCAUGCCGCAGAGCGAGCGUCCAGACUUGUCGAGAUUACUCCGCAUCAGCAGACGACCCAUGGAGGUGUUUCUGAGGGGUAAGUACAAGCAGCAGUCCUGCCAGAAGCACUCCGAAAGGCCUGUCCCCGAUUUUUUACCACCAGAUAUGGCCCAGCUUUUCAGAACGAAGCAGUACGCCGAGUUAUACCGCAGGCUCGAGUCGGUGUCUCUGACGCCACUCGAGCUGGAACAGCUGCUUCUCAUGUCUGGCAACUACACCUUCAUCUACAAAAUGGUACAGAGAUUUCGCAACGUUUUCGACUACGCCGGCUUGAGCAUUGCAUUUCUCGAGCGCCUGCUUCUCGUCCUGUACAUGAACUUCGACUACACAGAGUUUGAACGCAUAUUCAGCAUCUACCUGAGUCGUGUUGACGACCCCGAUCCCGACGCUUUCCGGCUAGCUCUACGUGUGUAUCUGCGCACAGAAAACGUGAGCGUGGCCACGCAGAUAUUUAAUCAGACAGUUAUGUCAUGCAGAGAAUUGUCCGCCGACAUUCUGGACUCGUACCUAAAAGACCUGCAGCAGACCACGUCCAAUCCGUCGCUCUGCUAUAUGGCAUACCGGUUGUGGCACUCCAGAGGCCACAGCAUCCACUUUCGCACGCGGGUCCUAAUAUACAAGAUAAUGAUGCGCCACGGUACACGAGAACAAGAAAAAUGGGUUAUACAGCAUAUGGAAGACACGAAAAGCCACAAGGUGUGGUUCCUGGACGAGCUGGACGAAAUCGAAACUGGGCGACAGGCCCGCGAAUACAUCUCGACUGUCUAUGUGGAAUGGGUUGAGCGUUUAGAGCCCGAGGAAUGUGAGUGCUUCCGCAAGGAGUGCAUAGACAUGUUGAUGAGAGUUGGAGAGGUCUCGCUGGCCAGGCGAGUGCUCGAGGACGCUGCGAGCGAUGCGGAGUUCAAAAACCUGCUCCGCAGAGUCUUAUGGUGGAUUCAGCGCGACGGACAGCCCGAGGUGUACGCGGAGCUUUUGCUCAAGGUAGCCAGGGAAGCCGGCCUGGAGUUCCAGGAGGAUUAUUUCUAUAACUUGUGGAAAACCUACGUGGCAGCAUACCCCAUGAUCCGCACGCCUAUCACGCGGAGAUUUGUGCAGGAGCUGGAGAGCAGCGACAACUUCUCGCUCCAACGGCUUGCGCACGUGAUCAGGCUCGACGAAAAAACCGGCAAGCACCGUCUCUUGCGCAGGAGCAUAGUGGGGGACCGGGCAGAGCCCGUGCUGCCGCGGAUGAAGGCGAUCGACAGCCGGAUGCGCAACGGGAUCUGGCCGCACAAGGGCAUUUUGACGACGGCACUAAAGACGUCGCGGUCCAUCGAGGAAGUCGAGCAGCUGGUGAAUUUUAUACGCAGCAACCCGAAAAUCGCCAGCUUGGACGAGCCGUCGCUCAAGAUGCUGGUUUUUCUCAAACGCAAGACUCUCAGCCCGAAAUUCCGCCUCGGCACCUUCAAGUUCCUCUCGUCGAUCGUGGAGGGGUACCGCGACUCGCUGACCGUUUCAGACUACACGAACAUGCUGCUGGAUGCCGUCAAGUUCCAUAACCGCGAGUUUGGCAUGGUGGUCAUGGACAGGAUGACCGGGGUCUCGCCACGCAGCAACACCGAGCUUCUGAGGGCUGUGUACGCUAUAAUCAAGUUCUAUCUUGAGCAAGGGCGUCUGGACCUUGCGAUCGAUAUCCUAGAGCAACUCAAGAAGGACAAGACGUUUUACCCCACGGACCUUUUCAUGCGCAACACCAAAUCCAUCUGUGAGUUAUACGCCCAUAACCUCGACGUGCAAGACAGCGACGAGAUCAGACAGAACCUUGUUAUAUACCUCGAGCACACGAUCAACGUGCUACGGAACCAGUACGACCACGUCAGCACGCAGCACAUGCGCAAACUCGACGAGUAUCUAGAGAAAAUUGGCCGCUGGAGGGAACUUGUACAAAGAUAG
This is a messenger RNA of Ogataea haglerorum, 2205 nucleotides long. RefSeq lists its product as uncharacterized. The record is from RefSeq and is a predicted model, not a curated record. Lineage: Eukaryota; Fungi; Ascomycota; Pichiomycetes; Pichiales; Pichiaceae. The transcript has a single exon. The coding region runs from base 1 to 2205 and encodes 734 amino acids.